AUGGCACUUCUUGCCAGUCCCGUCGCGGGGAGGGAGCGCUCCUUCGUGCAGAUUCUCGUUACUCGUUCAUGCUUGACAUGGCUGCUUCUGUAUGUGACCACCCACCUGACAGCGGACUGCUUCAUCACAUUCGAACAUGGGAAUCUGACACUCGGAGAGCAGCUCAGCAGGGGAAGAGUGAAAGUGCGUGGGAAGCUUGCGGAAUAUGCAGCCAUCAAAACUUUAACGGGGUAUCCUGCAUUCGAACGCUUUGCCUUUCUGCCACUGACGAAGGAUAAGUUGGCUGUUUUGUAUAACUGGUGUCCGGAGCAGGACCGACACGGCAACAGCCACGCCGGAACUAGCCCUCUCGUGCUUUCCUGUCAUGUUCGUGUUGAAUUUUUUGCAUACACGGGUGAGCGAGCUCAGCAGAACUACUACGUAGGAGACACGCUUCAUUUUCGGCACUCUUUCAUGUAUGCAAACCCAGACAAGUAUCCGGAACUGAAGGCCCUCGGAUUCUGGGUCCACGGCCCUCAUGAGGGCGACAAUUCUAACAAAAUCGUGAUUGCCUUCUGGACAGCUAGAUGCAAAACUCCCAGCGACGUGCGCGUGUGCCGGGGAGGCGGCCCCUGCUCAGUGAAUCUGAAGAAAAAUGGCAACCCCCACCGCCCCUCCUGCCUGGCACAACUGUAUGGCGCGGAGUCCAUCACCGUGCCAGCAGGCGACCGCAUCUGCUCUGGAGCGGCAGCCUGGGCGCACAGUUCCUCUGAGUGUUACCAAUACGAGCUCGCUGCCUCUGCAGCGUCCGCACACCGCACUGCGAGCGAAGGCUGGCAAGCGGACUCUUCGGGCAGCAGCCACGGAUACAGGCUAGGCCCUCCAGAGGGCGCCGCGCAGCACAGCGGGGGUUACGGGUCUGUUUUCAUUGCGAGAUUUCGGCCUGGAGAGGAGCAAGAGCCCGAGUGGGAGACGCUCGUGGCUACGGAUGUCUAUCUGGACUACGGGCAGGGGAACACCAACGGGCUCUCGGCAGACCCUGGCGGAGGAACUGCGAGCGAGGCCCGCUACGCAGUCGUCUUUCACACGCACCAGUGGGAAAUGAUGGACGGCAGAGCUGUGCUGUGGCCGCAGUGUCUCACUCAGUUGGUUGCAGACGACGGCAGUCUCGUCGGUAGCAACGGCCUCCUCAACAAAAAGUGCUCAAGUUGCUCUUCGCGGCCCGUGGUACGCGUCCACCCCCAGACUCACAAGUGGGCGAGUGUGUGCACGAAUGACAAGGCCGACGCGCCCGGCGUCUUCAUCAAUGACAACCUCGCGGUGGGCUCCACGGAAGUCCUUCAGAGCGACGCGGGUGCGGCGCACAAUGCAGUUGCGCGGGUCCCUGUUGACACAGACGCUCAAAUUUUGCCAGUUGGAGAGCGAGGCGAAUGGCUGCUGUUCUGGCGGAGAUCCACGUGGGGAGGGGCGGUGGCGCCGGACGCAGCUGACCCGCUGUGGGGGCGCGUGCAGACGGCGAAGCUCAUGAUAGGCAAGUGGAAUGUGGAGGGCAGAGCAGCUUUGAGCUCUGUCAGAGAGAUUACAGGCGGCCUCAGUGUGCUAGAGUACUCUGAACCGCGAAUCAGCCCCCUCGGCCCCCCACAAGGCUCCUUCCUCGUAGGCUAUAGCAGCGCCCUCCGACGAAGCGCCACCUUCUUAGAGAUCACGGAGGACGGGGUUGUCGAAGGGUCGACGCCUGUCGUCGUGGAACGCGUCCUGGGCAGCGCCCUCAGCAAUGCAGCAUUUUCAACCGACUGGAUCCGCCUCGCGGAUGAAUCGGUCUUCUGGCUCACACGGUUCACCCGCGGAAACGACACUGCGUUGGAGGAAGCUCUCUGGCCGAAGGAGGCGAGCCGCGCGUUCACCCUUCAAUUCAUUCGCGUCCGCAAACGCCAGGAGGACCCUACGUGUGUUGCCAAGUGGAACCGCGAGGCACCUUGCGACAGCACGUGCCACAGGAAGGAAGUGGUGGAGGAGUUCGCGCCGGACGAGGCGACUGUAUGCACGCUGCGCAGUGGAGCCACGCGUCUUCCGAGUUGUCUCGAGGACGCCUGCGAACGCCUGGAGAUCGCGCGCGUCUACGAGGGCGUUGGAGGCGCUGCCGAGGCGGCCGCGGACGACCCCAACGCGCUGCGCGUGUCUGACGGAAAUCUCGAGACCUUCGUCACGUUCAACCGUCGCCCGUCUGCCUUUACGGUGCAGCUGAAGGACGCAAGCGACGUGUGGGCGAUCGCCCUGGUGUUCCUGCUCAAGCCCGAAGAGUGGCUACGCGGUCUUCGGUUCACCUGCACGGCCUACAACCGGCGGCACGCCACCCUAGGCUCUCGCGAGGGGUUCCUCGGGCGCAUCGCGCCGCCGAAUGUCAUGAACCGCGACGACGCGUGGGCGGUCUCCUACUGGUCAUGGCACCAGAUACGUCUGUUUGGCGUGUACGCGCUGGAGUGCUCAGUCGACGCAGCGGCCUCAGACGUUGCCUUGGUUUUGGCCGAAGUCCGCUUCGCCGGCAAGCCCUCGGGGGCCUGCCCCCCGAGGGCUUCUUCGGACUCCCCGACUGCCCCGCCGAGCACGAGCGACCCGUCUUCGACGUCUCCGCCCUCGACUGUCAAGGCGAGUGGAGCGAGUGGAGCGUCUGCGACGCGCACUGCGUCUCCACCCGCGUGUUUUCAAAGCGGCGGGAAGCCCAGUGGGGCGGCAGGCCGUGCGAAAUGGUGCAACGAAAGCCGUGUGGAGCUGCGCCACAAUCAGAUUCUCAGAGAGGCGGCAGGCCCCGGGGUCGCCCCCUGUCCCGCGGCGGUCGAGAUGCAGUUUUGUAACAAGGCGUGCCGCCUCAGAUACGACUUCUCGUACACUGCAAGUUCGACCUACCCCCCCGUCACAACGCUGCCCGCCCGGCUAUUCACGAUGCUGCCGCUCUCCACGACCCUCCCUCCGCUCUCCUGGCAGCGCUGGUUCACCGUCGAACGCAUGGCAGCCGCGGCCUGGCUCCUCGCGGCGGCGCUGCUUCUCCUCUUUCUGGGGCUCUGCGUCUGCUGCUCGUUCCGCGCGCCCGCGACCUCCACGCCCGAGCCCGUCGCGUACGCCGCCGACCAAGACCUGCCGCCACGACUGUCGACGUUCACCAGCAUGAGGAGGCGCACCACUGUGAGAAUCCACUCCGCGGCGACAGCGGUCGCUGAGAUCGUCGCCGCUGCGCAGGCCAGUCUCCCGCCCGCGGACGCCUCCAACGUCGAAGAGGGCACGAGCAGGAAAUCCGUCCAGGCGCUGGCGGAGUACGCGCUGGGGGGGAGGGAGCGGCCGCUCCCCCGCGCCGCACUCGACGUGAAGGAAGACAGGCGCGCGCGCGGCACGCGGCGCACCCUCGCGGAGGACGCCUCUCCCGCGGCCAGCUCGUCACGCAGUUUCGCCGACGCGAACGAAGACUCCUUCGGCCUGGUGCCUAUCGAGAAAGCCACAGAGGGCUCCGCGAGCAUCUGCGAGUCCGCGCCGAGGUCGCCAGGCGACGGCGACGCAGAGUCCCCUGCGCGCCAGGCGCGUCGUCUCCGAUUCGUUAAAGCCUUCCACGGUGACGCGUCGGACGGGGCGGGCGGCCAAGGCGCUCGUUUCAGGCCCUCGGCAUUCGCCCCUCUUCCGCCCUCGCCUCGCUGUAGCACGCCCCACGCGGCACGUGAAGACGCAUUGUGGGAGGCUGCCCACGCAGCCGCAGCGUUCAAACCCGCUUCGGAAGAUGUCUCUGUUCGCCGAGACGCGCCGCACGCGAAGAGGGAAUCGGCGGCUGGGGCUCGAGACUGCGGCAAAUCUUGGCGCGGCCGGUCAUCGCCUCCCGGCGACGCUCAACGCAGUAGUCAGGGGCGACAGGCGGCGCUUGACGCGGAAAUCUGA
This is a messenger RNA of Besnoitia besnoiti, 3897 nucleotides long. RefSeq lists its product as uncharacterized. The record is from RefSeq and is a predicted model, not a curated record. Lineage: Eukaryota; Apicomplexa; Conoidasida; Eucoccidiorida; Sarcocystidae. The coding region runs from base 1 to 3897 and encodes 1298 amino acids. The transcript is spliced from 3 exons.